Schistosoma margrebowiei is the source of this 6540-nucleotide messenger RNA. Lineage: Eukaryota; Metazoa; Platyhelminthes; Trematoda; Strigeidida; Schistosomatidae. The record is from the annotation of a GenBank genome assembly.
AUGUUAAGUAAAUCGUCAACUUUUCAUGUUUCAACGCGACACGUUUAUGAGCAUGAAUUAAAGCAUCUUCAAUAUCACCAAAAUCAAAACCAUCGAUCACAGCAACAGUCAGAGGUCGAUGAUCCAACUCCCCAUUCAAAUCAAUACACUAAACAUAAUCAGCGUCAAGUUUUAAAUUCGAAUAUGUCCCGAUCCGAAAUCAUGUUUAAUUCUAAAGUAAGUAGAUCACUACAUAUUGAUGUUAAUACUAUUACUAACAAUAAUGUAAGCAGUAUCUCACCUACAAAUUCAAGUUUUACUACUUCUUCAAAUGAUAAUCAUAUCGCUUGUGAAUUAAACGAUAUUAGUGAUAUUGAUGAAGAGAUCAUGGAUGAUAAUGACUCUGACAAUGAUAUUGAUGAUGAUAGUUUCUAUAAUAAAGAUGAAGUCGAUGAAUUAUUCUUUUUUAUACCAACUGUAUCUUCUAAUGAGGUAAAGUAUGGGAAUCAAUUAAAACAGCACCAAUCUAUUCCAUUCACACAAAACACAAAUCAUAUACAUAAAUUGUACGAUGAUUCAUUCAAUUUACAAGUCUCACCAAAACUUCCAAGUUUAAAAGAACGUAUAACUCGUACACAAAACAUCUGGUGUCUACCAAAUUUAAGUAGGAUAGAAUCGGAAAAAUUAUUGGAAUUUGCUGAAAUUGGAAAUUUCAUCGUUCGUGUAAACCAACAAAAUUCAAGUAUGGUACUUACUCGUGUUUGUCCACCAACAACGGCGAUACGUUCACUCAAUAAAAUUAACGGUUAUUUACAUGCUAAACACAAAGACUACAUUGAAGAUAACUACGACAAAAAUCAACAUCAGAAUGUUUACUUAUCAAUCAAACAUAAUUUGAUUGAAAUACUUCCUCAUGAUGGUUAUUGUUUGACUGGAGAUAAGAAAAUGCGUUUAAUAUUCAAAAGUUUGAUACAUUUAUUAGAAUUCUAUUUACUUGUUCAAGUAAGUAAUCGUGGAUCAUUCCUUCGUUUACCAUCGGCAAUUUGUCAAGCAAAAACUAUGCAGGAACUUGACCAAAUUAAUAAACAGGGGAUAAAAUUUUGGAAAUCAACCAAUAAUUGGAAUGUUGACUAUAAACUAUCUUUGAAAAAUCCAUUCCUUCCUAAUUCACAAUUAUUUACUUCACAAAAUUCAAUGAAAUCAUCAAAAUUAAGAAAUCAACAAGAUAGUAAUAUGUCAAUUAAUCAGUUAUCACAACAACAAACACGAGAAUAUCCACGUUGGAGACAAAUGAAUAUCAUUUGUAAUAAGAAAGAUCAUAAACUGACAACAACAACGACAACAACACCACGUAUACGCCCGAGAGCAAGUUCAGUAAAUGAUCGUUCAACACAACAUCAUUAUGAAACAAAAUUAAAACAUAAAGAAAUUGAGAAACCCAUAAAUAUCAAUAAUAAUAAUAAUAAUAAUAAUAAUAAUAAUAAUAAUAAUAAAAUUAAUCAUGCAGAUAAUUUAUUUAAAACAAUGAAACAAAGAUUAGAUUUUAGAAAUAAUUAUUUACAUAAAACGAAUGAUAAUAAUAACAAAGUAGAUCGAUUGUCAUUAGAAAAACAUUCUUGUCAACAGAUUACAAAUAUUCUAUCACCAUCAUCUUCAUCAUCAUCGUCUUCUUCAAAUGUUCCCAUAAUUACUACAACUAUUCAGAAAAUAUCACCUUUAAAUAAAACUAAUAAAGUUAAUGAAUCAAUUGAAUGUUCUUCGCUUCGAUUAAAUCAAAAUCGUCGUCAUCAAAAUGGGGUAUAUGAAGGAGCUGAAAACGAAUUUUGGGAUGCUCUUUUGCAAGCUAAAUCUUCAAAUCCAGUUCAAACUGUUGAGACACAGGCAUGGCGUUCAUGGGAUCCAAACCAAAAUACAAGACAUCCUAUGAACAUAACCAAUAAAUUCACGGGGGUUAAUACUUCCGUCAUCACUACCACCACUACUACUUCUGCAAAUACCGACACUAAUAAUCAAUCACAACAGGGAAAAUUAUUCACUUCAGCUUUUCAUUUAAACAGCACAUCUUGUGAACCAACAAAAAUAAGUACUCGUAGUAAAGGUAACACUGAGCAUAAUGAUUUAAACUUUCCACUUGAAAUUGUCAACUCACAAGAUAAAAAGCGUCAAUUAAAACAUCAAAUCUCAUUACCAUCAGAUAGAUCCCAUUUGACAUCAGAUGCAUAUGAUAAACAAUUUGUAAUUAAGACUCACCAAACAACCAUACAACCUGUAUGCAUGAAUCUGGUAAAUGAUAGUGUAGGGAAUUCAACCACUAAUGCUAUGAAGUGUAAUCCCAUUGUACAUACAACAAAUGAUACUAGUCAUACUACUAAAAACUGUGCUGGUAGUAUAUGCGACGAUUUAAAACUUCCAAAUUACUUUACACGUAUUGUAAAUACUAAUCAUUAUAAUGAUACCGUGAAUUACCAAGACACUGCAACUAAUCCAAUUUAUUCAAGUGGAUGUUUGAAUAACGAGCUAAGAGUUGAUACUAGUUUUAACUAUUAUGAUACUAAUGAUAAUAGAGAUGAUAAUUUACAGUUUAAUGGAAAAGAAGCUGGUAAUAUCGACAAAACAUUAUCGGAUUACGAUGCAUUAAUAGAUCAAGAAAUAGGAGGUUAUAAAAAUACAAGAUAUUCAUUAGAUUUGAAUGAUUUGGCAACACCUCAAACAGUUGGACAUGUAUUUGUUAUGAAAGCUACAGCUUAUCCUAUAGAUGAAUAUAAUUUUUCAUCGAAUCCACCAAUUGAUUCUUUAAACAAUAAUUUCUCUUUAAUUUCAUUGAAAUGUUCAACAACAACAUCAACAACAACCACAGUAUCAGGAGCAUGUUGUGCAAAGUUGAAAAAAGACAUAUCAUAUCAAGACAAUCAUAUUCCAGGAACAAUAACCACAACGUCAACAAUAAAUGAUACAUGUAAACAUAAGAGUAAUAACAAUAUAUCUGAACCUUUGCAUACAAACAAUAAACCAAAAUUAAGACGUGCAUAUUCGCUGAAAAAACAAUCAUCAUCAACAUCUAAGCGAACACAACCAUAUGAAGAUUUAUUAUUGUUUAAUGCAAAUUUGAAUGAGAAUAAUAAUAACACCAACAACAGUUUAGACAAUGAUGGUAAUAAUGACAAUUAUAAUCGUAGGCAUGGAUUAUUAUUUCUAGGGGAAAGUUCAACAUGUUUACGCAAUAACAUAUUGCCUACAGAUAAGAUUGAGAAAAUUACUAGAAUGUAUGAUGAAAAUGAGGCGGAUAAAAUACACAGACAGAAAACAGUUAAAACAAUUUCUGAAAAUAAUCAUCGACCUACUCAUUCAUCAUCACCGCCGUUAUCAUCCAAAGUAGUCCUGCAAAAACUGGACGAAAUAAAAAAUGACUCAUCCACUUAUAAACCAGUCUCUAAAAUUGUUUAUUCAAAAACAUUGAAUAGUCAAAGUAAUCAUUGCCCAGACUUAGAGACAUCAGAUGUUACUGAUACAUUUGUAAAUCAUUAUAAUAAUUCCAAGAAAUAUGAUAUGCUACAUGGAGAUCAUACAAUUUGCUUUGAAACUGAUAUGGAAUUAAAUAAGAAUUAUUUCCAAAAUAUUGAACAAAAUUCAAAAGUAAAGAAAUUAACCAUUUCAACGGCUAUAACGAUGACGGCAACGACAACAACAACAACGAUAUCAGAAACUGUAACAAAACCAGUUAAUUCUGAAUGUCCAACAUUAACUUUGUUGUCUGCUCCAAGGAUAUCACUGCCUCAUGAGAUUUAUCAAAGUGAACAAAAUAUUUGGGAUAAAAGUUCAAACAGUAGACAACAACAACAAAAUAAUAAUCCACACACUUAUCGUCACCAAAUAUCAUCAGAUUCUCAACAAAAUAAAAGUUUAAAACUUGAAUCUAAUACAUCAUCACCUGGAGCUAGUAGUCGAGCUAGUACUGUAUUUUGUCCACCAUGGGAUACUGCCCCAAUUGGUCCAUAUAUUGCAGAUUUAUUAAAACUGAAUCCACCGUUCUCAUCAACUCUUGAUGAUUUACAACAAUCUCCUAAUACUUAUCACUCUAAUGAUUAUAAUUCCAAUAAUCUUAAUAAUAGCAAAAUUCAUUCACAAUCAAGGAAUACACAUUAUCAACGUAAAGAUUCUACACGGAGUCGUAGUAAAACAUUAUCUAGUGUUGAACAUCAAUUAUUGAUUGGAAAUUUACUUACUGACUAUAAUAAUAAUUAUUGUUCUUCGUCUACUGCGACAACAACAACUACUACUGAUAACAAUUCAGUAAUUUCACCUUCAUCACUAUUAAAUAGUAAAAAUAAAAUUGAUAUGUCUAAUCUUUUCAGUCUGUGGGAACAACAACAACAACAAAAUCAGUCGAACAAUAGAGAAUUAAAAGAAUUGUCAUCAACAUCACUAGGAAAUAUGAAUGAGUUUUUCAAAAGCCUACAAAAUGAUUUUUUAACUGAAACGACAACCACGGUAUUGGAAACAUUAUCGACGACGGUGACGAUGUCAGCAGCAGCAACAACAAAUUCGUUAACAAUGAAGGAUGAUGGUGAGAAAUUGUCACCACCACUUCCAGUGAGAAGUAAACGUGGACUAAAUGAUCCUUAUUCACUUGUUAAUGUAUCAAAAAAUAAUUCAUUAGAUUACAAAUUACAUUCAUUUAUUGAUUUUACAGAUGACAUUAGUCCAUAUGCUGUAACUGCCUGUCAUUCAAUGAAUUAUAAUAAUAACGAUAAUAAUAAUAAUAUUAGUAACAAUUCAGCACAAGAUUGUUCAUGUCUAACAUCAAGUGAAUUACAAACUUCUUCAUCUCAUAUAACGAGACCAUUUAAUAAUCAUCAUAUUCAUGGUAAACUUCGUGAUGAUAAUAAUAAUGGUAAUAAAAAUGUAGAUGAUAGAAGCAAUAUUAACAUCAAUACCACUACCAAUACUACCAGUAAUGGUGCUACAAUUGAUAAUCACAAUACCAAUUACAGUGUAACUAAUAAUGCGGAUAGUACUACUAUCGAAGAACUGAUACCGUACGAUUAUUCCUUGUCAAAUAAAUCAGUACCUUUAGAUUUCUGCCAGAAUCCAUUAAAUAAUUCGUUGGAUAGUACUACAAGCCAUGGUAAAAUAUGGCCGGAAAAUUAUGUUUAUGCUCAAGUACUACCAAAACAUUUACGUGAUCAAGCUCAAUUCACUGAUAUCAAUUCAUUUGAUCAUACAAUCACAUUUCGAUCAGAUCCAUUCAAUGAUAUGCCACAAAUGGAAUUUAAUAAUUUAAAAACUCUUGAACAUAUAUCAUUCAAUAAAAAAAAUGAACUAACUGAUAAAGAUUCAUUUACACAACAAUGUAUUGCACCUUUAUCAAUUAGUGAAUCAUUACAAUCUUCAUCAUCUACUAAUUCAUUAGCUUCAUCAUUUGAUUCAAAAACAUCACUUUCAUCAUGGAAUUCUUCAGAAUCUUAUUCACAAAUACCUAAUAAAUCAGAACAAUAUCAUUUAUCAUUGAAUAUAAAUAUAAAUAAUAAAUUCAUUCAUUCAAUAAAUACAAAUCAAUUGAAUUUUGAAAAAGUUUCAUUAUUAACUCAUGAACAAUUACAAUCUUUAAAUAAUUUAGAUAAAUUAAAUUGGUCUAAUGAUUUACCGCAAAAAUCAAAGAGAAUUGGUCGACAUAUUAAAAAAUUUUUUCAUAGAUUAAUGACUAAUCCUAAAAAUCAAAUAGCAGAACAAAUUAAUUUAUUUAUAGAAUGUACAAAAGCAAGCAGUGAUCGUGGUCCAUAUCGAACAAUGCAAUCAAUUCGCCAAUUCAUCAAUGGUAUGACCAAUUAUCUCCUCAAGAAUCCAUAUCUUGGUCUUCCAAAAGCUGUUGAACGAGAGAAAAAGGAGUUAAAUGAAUUCGGAUAUAUAAAUGUUGGUUUUCAUUUAGAAUCAGCUUUACAACGAUAUAUUCUUAAACCAUUACAUUUUCAUGUGAUUAAACAAUUAGAACAGGAACAAAUAAAGAAUACGGAUCUCAGUAACUUACAAAUUAAAGUUCAAAAAUUAUGUGAUCCCGAAAUUCGAGCAUCAGAUCUUGGAAUACAGAAGGAUAUGAAACGAUAUCAAGAAGACAAAUAAAAUGGUUGUAGCUUCAAAAGAAAACAAACGGAUUGGACAUUCUAAUCUACCAUGUAAGAUAAGUACUUCUGAUUCUUCUAUUACUAUAAGAAUAUCACUGAGUAUCUUAUUCAGCCAAUUCAGUUUCCCAACCCAUGAAGAGGACUAAGCAAAACUAACAUAUGACCCAGAUUCGGAUACUUGAAAAUUUCUACAAACCUUCAAACCAAAUUUAAAGUAGUUAUUUGAUAAAUAUAUGACCCAUUUAAUCACCAGCACAAUUUCUCUAUCAUUAUAUAAUACAUAGAUGAAGUUACAAGUUAAUUCUAACAAGUUAUCUUUAAAUCCUUUUUACAUUCUAAUGUAUCAUGAAAAUGUUAUAGUUUUAUAACUUUUUCUCUCUUCAUAUUUAAGUGGUGCCAUACAAUUCUAUUUAUCAGUUUUAUUUGAAUUUUUAUACUCUGU